GCUCUGUAUGUCAAAAAAGUUUUUCUUUUUCAAGUGCUCUCAAAUGUCACAUGAGAACUCAUACGGGAGAGAAACCAUAUACUUGCUCUGUAUGUCUAAAAAGUUAUUCUGAUUCAAGAACUCUCAAAUGUCACAUGAGAACUCAUACGGGAGAGAAACCAUAUACUUGCUCUGUAUGUCAAAAAAGUUAUUCUGAUUCAAGUACUCUCAAAUGUCACAUGAGAAUUCAUACGGGAGAGAAACCAUAUACUUGCUCUGUAUGUCAAAAAAGUUAUUCUGAUUCAAGAACUCUCAAAUGUCACAUGAGAACUCAUACGGGAGAGAAACCAUAUACUUGCUCUGUAUGUCAAAAAAGUUAUUCUGAUUCAAGAACUCUCAAAUGUCACAUGAGAACUCAUACGGGAGAGAAACCAUAUACUUGCUCUGUAUGUCAAAAAAGUUUUUCUGAUUCAAGUACUCUCAAACGUCACAUGAGAAUUCAUACGGGAGAGAAACCAUAUACUUGCUCUGAAUGUCAAAAAAGUUUUUGUGCUUCAAGUAAUCUUACAAAACACAUGAAAACUCAUACGAGAGAGAAACCAUAUACUUGUUCUGUAUGUCAAAAAAGUUUUUCUUUUUCAAGUGUUCUCAAAUGUCACAUGAGAACUCAUACGGGAGAGAAACCAUUUACUUGCUCUACAUGUCAAAGCAGUUUUUCUCAACCAAGUCAUCUCAAAAGACACAUGAAAACUCAUACAGGAGAGAAACCAUAUACUUGCUCUGUAUGUCAAAGACGUUUUUCUGGUUCAAGUAAUCUCACAAAACACAUGAAAACUCAUACGAGAGAGAAACCAUAUACUUGCUCUGCAUGUCAAGAAAGUUUUUCUCAAUCAAAUGAUCUCAAAACACACAUGAGAACUCAUACAUAAGAGAAACCAAAUACUUGCUCUGUAUGUCAAAAAUGUUUUUUUGAUUCAAGUAAUCUCACAAAACACAUGAAAACUCAUGCAUGAGAGGAAGCAUUCACUUAAAAAACAAUCUCAACAGACAUGACAAUUCACACUAGACAGAAACUAUAUAUUGCUUAAUCUCUGUCCAAGUCAUUAUUAUUCAAUCCUUUUAUAUAACUGAUGUAAUUUGAAUAUCGUUAAGAGAGAACUUGAGUAACAUUUGUAAGUGAAAUUUCGUUUGACGUAAGUGUGGACAAAAAAAAUGCUCUAUCUCUUCAUUGGGGAAACUUUUACUUAUGAGCCCAGAUAAGUGCAGCAAGUUAAAAAUUAUUAUAUUUGCUUUAUGAGAAAUUUUUUAUUUAUUUAUAAGAUUAUUGGUUAAUAACCACUGGUUCUUAGAGACAAUACUGAAUCACUUUAUUAUUUCAAUGUCUUGCUGGUGUUCUGACGAUUUCAAAUGUUUUUAGGCAAUGAUUGUUCAGUUGAGACCAAUUCAUUUGUCAGUGCUAUCAAUCAAUGUGUUGAGGGAACACUGAGAAAGAGGGAGAGUUCUAGCUUACUGUUUCUGAUCGCAAAGAUAAUUUUUUUUAUUGACAUCUACGAAUUUAUGUUUGCUGACAGAACCCUGGUUUUGGUCUCAUUCUGCAGCUGAGUAAUUGUACUUUUGUAAAAGUGAUGUAAUUUAACUUUCACUUGUUCAGUGAGAAAGUAUAUUAGAUUUUCUUUCCAGUGACGUUUAUGCAAUUUGUGUCUGAUAGUUUGCUCAUAAUCAGUAGUAAAAUUAGGUAGUAUUACUUUUCCUUAAACAGACAUAUUUGGUUUUCAAAAAUAUUAAGAUAAAAUACAAUAGUCUUGAAAAUGUUGUCCUAAACAGCUUGAUAGUUUUGUCUAGAAAUGAUUAUAACUUGAAACUGUUACUGAAAUAUUUUCUUACUGAUUUAGUUUAUUUUAUGACUUUGUUGCUGAUUGUAAAUUCUGUAGAUGUUCCAAAAGUACCAAAGACAAUCUUGGACACUCAUGGAAUGGAGGCAAACCUGAGCUAUCUUUGUAACUAAACAAAUUGUCAGAUUUCUUUUCAAGUUCCGCUUCGCUAACAUGGAACGAAGUGUAUUUUGUAAAACUCAGGCAAAGUCCUUUUUGUAACUUUAACAGAUGUUUGAAAAAGAAACCCACAAAAUCACUUUGUGACUUGUUUACUUCUAAGUAUUUACAUUUAAUUUUACUCCACACUCGAGUACUUUCAGGCCCUAUCUGUGGCCCAUUUUCAAGAGAUGUUUGGGAUGUCAGGCUGGGUCAAGGCCCAGCAGUCUUCUGGAACUUCUUCUCCUAGAGCUGUCAUUUAUGUGAUGGCUGUUCUGGCUUCUUUGAGAGUUGCCAAUCCCCUCUUGUCGCUCUGAUAUCCUGAGCUGAUGGUCAAUGGGAUUAACCCUUGUGGUAAGGGAGUGGUCACCAAAAGUCUGUUGGGCAGAAAACCUAAUCUCCAGGUCAGCAGGGUCAAUUUUAGCUUCUUUUAAUAUCAAAGCUCGGCUUAUGGGAUCUUCUGAGGUAAAACCUUUAAUCUCUCUGAUAAGUGCACCUUCUACUACCCUCCUGUGACUAAUUUUGUUGCUUUUGUAUAUAAGCCUACUGUUUUUUAAAUCAAUCCUAUGGUCAUUUUCCCAAUAAUGCCUAGCUAUAGCACUCCCCUGAGAGUUAAGCUGUACUGCCCUUCUAUGUUCUAGGAUUCUAGUCCUUAUUCCCCUACCUGAUUCCCCCACAUAUCUGUCUCCACAAUUGUUGCAAUUGAUUAUGUAUACCCCCGCUACAUCAUCUGUAUUACUGUCUUCUUCUUCCAAUUUAUGUUUACAUACUUUGUUUUUUACGGUAUUAUCAAAGGUAUAUACAAAUUUAUAUUUACUUUCUUUCAUUUUUGAAGUGAUUUGUUUCAUUUUAGGCAUAAAAGGGAAGGCAACUAUUUUCUUGUUUUCUUUAUUCCAUGUACUCUCUACAUUUGCUCUGUAAAAAAAUUUUCUAGCUUUGUUGAGUGCCCUUUUUCUGAACCAUUCUGGGUAUGCUAAUGCAUCGAAGCUUUUAUCGAUGUAAUUUAUUUCUUGCUCUAUCUUACAAGGGUCACACGUUCUCAUUGUCCUAAGAAAUAAACAUGUUAGAACCCCUAUUUUUAUAUCAUGACUGUGAAAAGAGAAGAAAUGAAUAUAUGAGUUUGUAUGUGUGGGCUUUCUAUAUGUGCUGAAUUCAUAUCCUGUUUCUUUUCUUUCUAUGAGUAUCUCAAAAAAGGGCAGUUUAUUAUUGUUACUUUUCUCGAAAGUGAACUGGAUAUUGUUAUCAAACUUACUGAGUUUGUCUAGAAAAGUUUCCAUUUCAUUUUCAUCACCUUGUAGAAUAGCAAAAAUAUCAUCCACAUAUCUCCACCACCCUUGCAGUUUUAAGUUAGAGACAUUAACAUUAGGAACUAGAUUAGUUUCGAAAUAUUCCAUAUAGAUGUUAGUGAGUAUAAGUGAUAAUGAGGACCCCAUAGCUACUCCAUAUUUCUGUUUGUAAAC
Molecule: messenger RNA, 3469 nt
Organism: Macrobrachium nipponense
Lineage: Eukaryota; Metazoa; Arthropoda; Malacostraca; Decapoda; Palaemonidae
Product: oocyte zinc finger protein XlCOF6-like
Exons: 1
Coding region: 51-908 (285 amino acids)
Source: RefSeq, a predicted model, not a curated record